AUGGACUACAAAAUGUAUCUCGCAGAGAAUGUCCUCAAUGAGAGGCGCACGGUCACUUACCGCGCUCUGAGCCGCGCCUUGAAAGUUCACGCCACCAAGGCCAAACAAAUGCUCUAUGACUUCCAUCGCAAUGAAAAUGCAAAGAAACCCCAAAGUGUCCACGCAACAUACGUCAUAUCCGGAUUCCAGAAGCCACCGGCAGCAGAGACCCCCGUAACGAAUGGCCAUGCGAAGGAUGAGGACGAGGUCAUGCAGAGCAGUCCCUAUCUGCCCAGCUCGAUGCCGAAUCAAGACGCCUCCUUUGAGUCGCCGCGUGUGAUGUCCAUUAUCAUUGCCCGGGAGGAAGAUUUGGAGGACGCGAAAUCAACCUUCCACUCCAUCUCGACAAUCCAUGUGUACAGCCUUCAACCUACUGUACUUCAAGAUCUCAAUACAUUGACAGAUGUGUGCCGGGAAAUUGCGACGGCACAUGCGCAGGACGAUCCUUUGGAAUGUGGUGGACAAUGGGGCAUGAUUCAGAAUCGCAAUGUUAAGCGACGGACUGGAGCGCGCCCUCCUCCCCCAGCCGCGAAGUCCAAGUCCGAACCGAUGGCCCCAAAAGCUAAGGCUGAACCGGCAGUCCCAACAAAGCGGCCCUUACAGAAGGAAGAGUCAACGCCCCAGCCAACUUCCGAAAGCGAAUCUCAAUCAUCAUCGAAACCUGCUGCAAAGACGGCGCCUAAGCGCGAGAAGAGUAAUCUUUUCAGUUCGUUCGCUAAGGCUAAACCUAAACAAAAAACAUCGACUCCCGCACAAUCAACGGAUCCAAGCCAGGAUGGUCAGUUCUACCGCGACUACGAAUCGUACGCUAGCUCACAUAUCACAGUUGUAUUGGAUGAUGCCUCCGAGGAAGAACAGGAGGAGCUUUUCCCAGAGUCCGGCGAUAAGUCGGCACCUGCUAACCGCGAGAGCAAGAAGGACCGCGAGGAUAAGCUCAAGCAGAUGAUGGAGGAUGAGGAUACCGAUGAUGAAGAAAUGCCGGAUGCCGACGAGGAGCCUGAACGAGAACCGACACCUGUCGAGCAACCCCCCCCCCCCAAACCCGCCGAGCUCAAGGAAGAAGUCACCGUACAAGGUGGGCGCCGCCGUGGAAAGCGACAAGUCAUGAAGAAGCGGACGGUGAAGGAUGAAGAGGGGUACCUUGUCACCCGAGAGGAACCUUCAUGGGAGUCAUUCUCCGAAGAUGAGCCAGCACCGCCUAAGAAGAAGCCGGCUGUCAACGUACCCAAGGGCAAAGGCCCGAAGGCUGGACAGGGGAACAUCAUGUCGUUCUUCGGAAAAAAGUAA
Penicillium cosmopolitanum is the source of this 1326-nucleotide messenger RNA. RefSeq lists its product as uncharacterized. The record is from RefSeq and is a predicted model, not a curated record. Gene Ontology annotation, biological process: DNA strand elongation involved in DNA replication; DNA replication; DNA synthesis involved in UV-damage excision repair. NCBI's taxonomy places the organism in Eukaryota, Fungi, Ascomycota, Eurotiomycetes, Eurotiales, Aspergillaceae. Gene Ontology annotation, cellular component: delta DNA polymerase complex; nucleus. Bases 1 to 1326 code for a protein of 441 amino acids. The transcript has 8 exons. Gene Ontology annotation, molecular function: DNA-directed DNA polymerase activity.